AUGACCAACGCAUCCCGCCUCUUCCUCGCCUUUGUGGCGCUCGCCAUCUCGCUCGGCAUCGCCUCCGUUCAAGCGCUGCCCGCCCAGCAGCAGCAGCUCGAAGAACGCAUCGGUGCCAUCAUCAAGCCCCAGCCCUUCCACGGAAACGGCAGGCGCGAUGAGGGCGAGGAGAUGCUUGAGAAGCGGAUCGGCGCCAUCAUCAAGCCCCAGCCCUUCCACGGAAACGGCAGGCGCGAUGAGGGCGACGACGAGGUGCUUGAGAAGCGGAUCGGUGCCAUCAUCAAGCCCCAGCCCUUCCACGGAAACGGCAGGCGCGAUGAGGGCGAGGAGAUGCUUGAGAAGCGGAUCGGUGCCAUCAUCAAGCCCCAGCCCUUCCACGGAAACGGCAGGCGCGAUGAGGGCGAGGAGAUGCUCGAGAAGCGCGUCGGCGCCAUCAUCAAGCCCCAGCCCUUCCACGGUCCGGCCGGAGGUAAGCGAGACGUGGCAGCAGCAGCAGCGGAAGCGGGCGUCAUGGAAAAGAGGAUCCGAGGUAAGCCCCUUGACAAGCGGUCGGGAGGUGCGAGUGCCAGUGCCGGUGCCAGCGUCGGUGCAUCCCUGGCCAAGCGCGCCUCCGUCUGCAACGGCGACGCUUCGCUCUGCGACCGGCUGUACUCAAACGUCACUUAUGUCGGCACUCACAACAGCUACGCAGUAGGCCGCCUCAACCAGGCGCAGGUGGGCUACAAUCAGGCCAAGACGGUCAAGCAGCAGCUCGACGAGGGCGUCCGGCUGCUCCAGGUCCAGGCCCACGCCAACGCCAGCGCCCCCGGUAGCGGCAUCGACCUCUGCCACACGAGCUGCUCUCUUGUCAACGGUGGCUCGCUCGAAUCGUACCUGUCGACGGUCAAGUCGUGGCUCGACUCGAACCCCAACGAGGUCGUCACCCUCAUCAUUGUCAACUCCGACGACCAGCCCGCCUCCAAGUUUGGCACCGCCUUCCAGUCGACGGGCCUCGACUCGAAAGCCUACGCCCCCUCCUCUGCCUCGGUGUCCAAGAACUCGUGGCCCACGCUCGGCGCCCUCAUCGACGCCGGCAAGCCGCUGGUGACGUUCAUCGACAACAGCGCCGACACGUCGUCGGUGCCCUACAUCCUGCCCGAGUUCAACAACGUCUGGGAGAACCCGUACGGACAGACCACCUACCCCUUUUCCUGCAACGUCGACCGGAUCGACCAGAGCGCCUCGGCCGGCGACCUCAUGUACAUGGCCAACCACUACCUCGACUCGCAGUCGACGCUGUUUGGCGUCACGUUUGAGACGCCAAAGACGGACCAGCUGGGCGAGGUCAACGGCGACCAGGCCGUGCUGAGCGGCGCGCAGAGCUGCGCGGCCCAGCACGGCAGCUACCCGACCUUUAUCCUGCUCGACUUUUACGACACGGGAUACGGCGGCCCGUUCAAGGCGGCCGCGGCCAUGAACAAUGUCGCCUACGUCAACCGCACCACGAGCGCCACGGCGGGAUCCGGCGGCGGCAGUAGCAGUAGCGGGAGCGGUGGAUCUUCGGCGGCGCCCUCGUCGUUGGUCCUGUCGAUGCCCUCGGCGCUGCUCGCGGCGUCGCUCAGCAUCGGUGCCGGCCUGCUGCUCCUCUGA
This is a messenger RNA of Pseudozyma flocculosa PF-1, 1629 nucleotides long. RefSeq lists its product as uncharacterized. Gene Ontology annotation, molecular function: phosphoric diester hydrolase activity. The transcript has 2 exons. Lineage: Eukaryota; Fungi; Basidiomycota; Ustilaginomycetes; Ustilaginales; Ustilaginaceae. Bases 1 to 1629 code for a protein of 542 amino acids. Gene Ontology annotation, biological process: lipid metabolic process. The record is from RefSeq and is a predicted model, not a curated record.